UCCCGCAACUGUCGCGGGGCCCUGACGACGGCCACACCACGCAGCCUUCGACUAGCGCCGAAGCAGAACACCGAGGGCCCUGCUCUGGCCCGGGCCAGUCCCUCCCGCCGCGCGCCCUGACCGGUGAAUUAUACUUUAAUGUACUAUAGGGUGUAUACUACGGAUGGGAACUAUUAAAGAUUAUAAUGUCAAAAACUUUUCUUACACCAAAGGUAUCUUCCAGAAAGGUAGCAGACUGGGUAGACCCAUCAUUUGAUGAUUUGUCAGAGAAUUUGGGCAUCUCUACUAUUACUGCCACAUCAUUAGGUGUGAAUAACUCAAGUUAUAGAAGGAAAAAUGUGCCUUCCACAUUAGAACGCAGCAGACUGCCGGCUAGAAAAAGAGGAAAGCUAUCUUCCUCAGAACAGAUUUAUGGUGUAGAAAUUUCAAAAGAAUAUCUCUCUGAAAAUGAACCAUGGGUGGAUAAAUACAAACCGGAAACUCAGCAUGAACUUGCUGUGCAUAAAAAGAAAAUUGAAGAAGUUGAAACCUGGUUAAAAACUGAAGUCUUAGAAAGGCAGCAAAAACAGGGUGGAUCUAUUUUAUUAAUAACAGGUCCUCCUGGAUGUGGGAAAACUACAACUAUAAAAAUACUAUCAAAAGAACAUGGUAUUCAAGUACAAGAGUGGAUUAAUCCAGUUUUACCAGACUUCCAAAAACAUGAUUUCAAAGAGAUAAUUAAUCCUGAAUCAAGCUUCCACAUAUUUCCCUAUCAGUCUCAGAUAGCAGGUUUUAAAGAGUUUCUACUAAGAGCAACAAAAUAUAACAAACUACAAAUGUUUGGAGAUGAUCUGAGAACUGAUAAGAAGAUAAUUCUGGUUGAAGAUUUACCUAACCAGUUUUAUCGAGACUCUCAAGCUUUACAUGAAGUUCUAAGGAAGUAUGUGCAGAUUGGUCGAUGUCCUCUAAUAUUUAUCAUCUCGGACAGUCUCAGUGGAGAUAAUAAUCAAAGGUUACUGUUUCCCAGAGAAAUUCAAGAAGAGUGUGCUAUAUCAAACAUUAGUUUCAACCCUGUGGCACCAACAAUUAUGAUGAAAUUUCUUAAUCGAAUAGUGACAAUAGAAGCUAAUAAGAAUGGAGGAAAUACUACUGUCCCUGAUAAAAUUUCUCUGGAGUUGCUCUGUCAAGGAUGUUCUGGUGAUAUUAGAAGUGCAAUAAACAGCCUACAGUUUUCUUCUUCAAAAGGAGGAAACAAUUUGUGGCCAAGGAAAAAAGGAACAUCUGCCAUGAAAUUGGAUGCUGCACUGUCAAAAUCAAAACAAAGGAGAAAACCUGAUAGAGGUUUUGAAAAUCAAGAGGUCCAAGCUAUUGGUGGCAAAGAUGUUUCUCUCUUCCUCUUCAGAGCUUUGGGGAAAAUACUCUAUUGUAAAAGAGCAUCUUUAACAGUGUUAGACUCACCACGAUUGCCUUUACAUUUAUCAGAGCAUGAACGGGAUGCAAUGCUUGUUCAGCCUGAGGAAGUAGUAGAAAUGUCACAUAUGCCAGGAGAAUUAUUUAAUUUAUAUCUUCACCAAAACUACAUAGAUUUCUUCAUGGAAGUGGAUGAUCUUGUGAGAGCCAGUGAAUUUCUGAGUUUUGCAGAUCUCCUCAAUGGUGAUUGGAAUGUAAGACCAUUUGACUUAAAUUAUAUAAACUCACAUACUUUGUGAUACAGUAAACUUAGUUUGUCUGGGAAUACAUAUGCAUAUUUUUCAUUUUACUUUCUACUUUAUCUUUUUUUUCUUCUGUUGCAGUAUCGGGAAAAUUGCCUGGCAGCAAAAGCACUGUUUUCUGACUUCUGCUUACCAGCUUUGUGCCUCCAGACUCAGCUGUUGCCCUACCUUGCUUUGCUAACCAUUCCAAUGAGAAAUCAAGCUCAGAUUUCUUUUAUCCAAGAUAUUGGAAGGCUUCCUCUGAAGCGACACUUUGGAAGAUUGCACAUGGAAGCCCUGACUGACUGGGAGCAUGGAAUAAUAGACCCAGACAGUGGAGAUGAAGCGCAGUUUAAUGAAGGGCAGCCUGCAGAGGAAGCUAUGAGUGAACCUACUCAAACCGCUGAACCGGGAACCUGUUCCCUUCCUUUGAGUCAGAAUAGUGGGAAUGAACUGCCAGCCAGUCAGCCGCAGCCCUUUUCAGCCCAGGAAGACAUGGAAGAAGAAGACAUGACAAUAGAAGACUAUGAGAGCGAUGGGACAUAGACACCAGCCCACCAGUCACAUUGCUACCUGACAGCACCCCGCUAGUUUUAUUCAGUGGUACUUGAACAGAGAUUAUAUGCUUUCAAGAGAAUUACAGCCUAAUUCUUCACACUUUUAAUACUUAAGCACGAGGAAUUGACUCUUCUGUCAUCUUGAAGUAAAUAGAAGAUCAAGCCUUCAAAUAUAUCUUAAUUUUUUUCUUUAGUAUUUAUUUAGUCUUGAGAGUGGUGUUGGAAGUGAAGGUCAGUGUGUAUGAAGCAUGCUUGGACAUUAUGCCCAACAUCAGAAAAUGUGAAGGAAUAAUUCAGAAUACAGAAACUUUAUGGGGUUGUGAAUAUGAAUUAUAAAAGUUCAGUAUGCAACUAUGAGUGUAAAUAAACUUUGUGCCUUACUCAGUUUCUCUAUGGUCUCCAGCUUCUCAGAUGCCAUUUUUAUGUUGUACAGUGGAAUAUUUUAGGUAUUUUUUUGGAAAGUAUUUACAUAUUUAUAUCGAAAUUAAAACGUUGAAUUAA
Manis javanica (Malayan pangolin) is the source of this 2728-nucleotide messenger RNA. The record is from RefSeq and is a predicted model, not a curated record. NCBI's taxonomy places the organism in Eukaryota, Metazoa, Chordata, Mammalia, Pholidota, Manidae.